AUGACCUCCCCCAUAGACAUUGCUACACCGCUCCGAAACUCGUCUUCGCCGUCAUCGCAGGGCCAGAAAGCCAGCAACUUCCACGAUCCCGACAUCAUGAGUGGCACCGCCUUCGACUCCAGUAUGGGGAGAGGGCGACAGGAUUCCUUCGCAGGAGCGAAACCCAUUUCCAUGAACAAUCCAAAUCGAAACUCUGACGGUCGGCCGCGGCGCGAGAGUCUGGCUGGAAGCCUCGUUCAAGGCAUGUCUUUCGGAGGAGUGAGCGUUGGCAGUUGGAUUCGAGACGACAUAAUUAUGGCGGGCACCUCACCUUUCCCCUAUCAGUCGCCGUCUUUCCACUCGUCGUCCUAUCUACCAAAGCUCGAAGCCAACUUCAUGAGAGAUUUCGCAUGCUGCGGCCAAACAUUACCCACUUUACACGAUCUGCUGCAACACUACGAGGAGGCACAUGCUCAGCAAACGCCGCAGUCUCUACGAACAGCAUCUGCAGCUGCGCGGGCAAGAGAGAACUCGACGCCAAAUAGUAAAGCAGCUAUUGCAGCACAAGCAGCUUCAGCGGUUCAACAGCAGGCUCAGCAAGCUCAACAACAAUCGCAGCAGCGCCCACAUGGUUUACAAAUCCCUCAAGGUGGAGUGAAUGUUAGUGGAAUACAGAUGAUGAGACAGCAACAACAAUCACAACCUUCAACGCCAAUCCAAAAGAAUGCAGAGCCAGUUUCAGAAGAUAUGGAUAGUGUGGAAGACAUGGAGAUGGAUGAUGCCAUCGGUCCGCUCGAUAACGCACCCGAGACUCCUAUUCAAACACACCAACAACCAGUUCAACCUGUCCAGCAAUCGAUGUUUGGCCAGCAACGACCAAACUUGAACUUGAAUUCUGCUGGUUUGCAACACUCCGGCCUUCGGACAUCACAACCGACAACCCCUGCAACAGCAGGUUUUGGCUUCCAGAAUAAUCCCACUGUUUCAUCUGUAAAUACCCCAACCCUCAGUGCUCAGCCUAUCCAACAGCAACAGUCACACCAGUUCUCGCCUGAUACCUCGGUUCCGGGAACUCCCGCUGGAGAAAUGGAAGAUAAUUACCCCAAUAUGCCGAUGAACAUGGGUGGUAACAUGAACAUGAUGGGAAACAUGAACUUUCCGUUCGGAAUGGCAAAUGACAGUUUGUCGCUGGAUCUUUGCAUUGACGAGCCUGCAAAGCGAUUGUACAGUCCAAAUGGAUUCCCAAACCAGCAGAGACUCCAACAACAAUUUGCGCAAUUUGGCCUUGGACAAGGUCAAUUUGGUAACAAUGCUGACCUCAUGAGAGCAUAUCAACAACAACAUAUGAUGCAGAUGAAUGGAAUGGGAAGUGCUCAAGCUGCUGCAUUGAUGAUGGGCGAAGAGCACAAGCCAUUCAGAUGCCCAGUCAUCGGUUGUGAGAAGGCUUACAAGAACCAAAACGGACUCAAAUACCACAAGACUCAUGGUCACCAAACUCAACAACUGCAUGAGAAUGGAGACGGCACGUUCUCCAUCGUUAACCCCGAAACUUCCACCCCUUACCCAGGAACUCUCGGCAUGGAGAAGGAGAAGCCUUACAAAUGCGAUGUUUGUGGCAAGAGAUACAAGAACCUGAACGGGCUGAAAUACCACAAGCAACAUUCGCCCCCUUGUAAUCCAGAUCUCAAGCUCGGCAAUCAACUAGUCGCAGCAAGUCUGGGUCCACUCGGUGUCAAUGUCCCUGGUUUACCAGGUAUUGGCGAAGAGAUGAUGUGA
Molecule: messenger RNA, 1755 nt
Organism: Mollisia scopiformis
Lineage: Eukaryota; Fungi; Ascomycota; Leotiomycetes; Helotiales; Mollisiaceae
Exons: 4
Coding region: 1-1755 (584 amino acids)
Cellular component (GO): nucleus
Source: RefSeq, a predicted model, not a curated record